AAAUUCCUCUAGUGUUACGUUCACAUAAACGAGCCUUUCACUGUGGCUGCACUGAUCUGAGUUAAGAGGGCUUAAAGGGUCGGGUAGAAAACUUUAGAUUCCUCCACAUCAGCAGCAAGCCACAGUCGGGUGGCCUGUGGAGUGAGUUUAAGGUGAUGGUGACUGUGACCACGGUCCUGCAGUUUUUGGGCCUGUUUGUCACAGAGCUCAUCAGCUCGAUCACCGACUGGUUCCAGACCAAACCAGCAUGGGCCAACCUGGAGGUGCUGGAGGACACAGAGCUGAAGACCACAGGAGGAGUCCAUGAAAAACACAAAGCCAAAACCCUGUGGGAGAAGACUGGAGCUGUGGUCGUGGUUGUACGACGACCUGGAUGAUUAUUGUGCAGAGAGGAGGCCGCUGAGCUGUCCUCUCUCAAGUCCCAGCUGCAGGACCUUGAAGUCCCGCUUUUUGCUGUGGUGAAAGAAAACCUUGGCAAAGAGCUGGACAGCUUCAAGAAGUACUUCUCUGGGAAAGUCUACGUGGAUCAACAGAGAAAUUUCUAUGGCCCACAAAAACGAUGGAUGUUUCUCUCCAUGUUCCUGCGUGUUGGUGUGUGGAGGAACCUGUGGCGGGCUUAUCGAAGGGGCUUCAGGGGAAACCUGAGAGGUGAAGGACUUGUCCUGGGUGGAGUCUUCGUCAUUGGACCCGAAGAUCAGGGUAUUCUCCUGGAGCACCGUGAGAAGGAGUUUGGGGAUAAAGUGAAUAUGCUGGCGGUCCUCAGAACAGCCCGGAAAAUGCAAAAAAGCCUGGCAACAUAGAGCUCAGAAUGUGAACGUUUGUUAGUGUGGCAUUGUGUCAUAGUGGAUGAUGUGGCCAAAAAUGAUAUCAAGAUAAAAUGAUAGAUAUUGAUAAUUAUCACCGUAAAUAUCAUCUGGUUUAAAGACAGAUUUUUUGGUUAUAUAAGUAUAUGUUAUACCUCCUCACUGUGUUUACACAAUGCAUAAGCAAUAAUCAUCAAUGUAGCCCAUAUUAGACGCCUGUUGCUGCUGAUAAAAAUUAUGUUGCGAUAAUUUGAAUGCCCAGUUCUAUGUUAUAGUGUUUCCAGAUUCAUGUCUUUCAGUCUGAGGCUGGAUUUUUGUCUACAUCACUGUACCAUGACUUACAACACAUAUAACACAAACUCUCACUCAUGUUGCAGCUGCAUGAUCUCAAUGUGUUUUAGCUGCUGCUGGUUUCAGGGUGUGUUAAAGGGAUAGUUCACCCUAAAAUAAAAAUUCACUCAUUGUUCCAACUCUAAAACUUUUGGAGUUUCAGGGGUAAACAGCGUUGCAGACAGAUCCAGUACAAUUGAAGGAAAUGGUGACUCCUCAAACGUAUAUAAACAACAGAAAACCCCCCACAACAUGUUUGCAUAAUACGUUUGAAGACUCUGUCACCAUUUACUUCAACUGUAUUGGAUUUGGCUGCAGCACUGUUUACCCCUGAAACAGUGUUUUGUGGACUCAAGCACUUUACCCACCCCCUCCCCCAUAGUGGUGAGUAGAUAAUGAGUGCAUUUUCAUUUUGGGGUGAUCUGUCCCUUGAAGCGCAGCAACAACUAAAAUGUGCCACUUUAUAAAGUUUAUUUUCCACUGUCUGCAAACCUGGUCUUGGAAGUGUGAUGUUGUUUCGUGUGUUUUAAUGAAGAUCUGUUUCUAAAACUCUGCAGAGAGACAGCUCUGAUGUCCACACACUAACUCAUCACUUUAAAACAAGACAGAGUUGUGAUGACGUGAUGGAGAAUAAACAGCUGAAGUGAUGGAUGGCUCUGUUCUGUUCGACAUCUCAUAAUAAAACAGUGCUCAUGUCCCGCUGA
This is a messenger RNA of Paralichthys olivaceus (Japanese flounder), 1837 nucleotides long. NCBI's taxonomy places the organism in Eukaryota, Metazoa, Chordata, Actinopteri, Pleuronectiformes, Paralichthyidae. The record is from RefSeq and is a predicted model, not a curated record.